Molecule: messenger RNA, 2070 nt
Organism: Danio aesculapii
Lineage: Eukaryota; Metazoa; Chordata; Actinopteri; Cypriniformes; Danionidae
Gene: vmac
Product: vimentin type intermediate filament associated coiled-coil protein
Exons: 2
Coding region: 272-817 (181 amino acids)
Source: RefSeq, a predicted model, not a curated record
GCAAAUGACACGUCAGCUGCACGGAAAAACAUACACAAACUGCAUUACCCACUUGUAUACGACACUACCAUAAACCCAUGAGCUGCAUUUAAACCCGCAUUGCCGACUGUCACUGUGUUGCAGCCGCAGAGAUUUACCGAGUAGAUCCACGCACGCUGUAGCAUAACGCAUGCUGAGAUUGAGGGAGAGUUCAGCCUCCGAAACGACCCGCAGAAGAUGAUCAGCCCGUACCGUGGAUGAGAGUGCUUUUAUCUUCCGCAUCCCGGACAUCAUGUCAUCCCCGUCGCCGGUGCAGAUCCGAGAGGCGAACGCGCACCUGGCCGCCCUGCACCGCCGGGUCUCGGAGCUGGAGCAGCGGCUGCGGGAGGCGGAGAGGACCGUGCGGGAGCAGGCAGAGAGUCUCAUCCGCAAAGACGAGCAGCUGAGAGCCGCCACGCAGGAGAUCACGGAGGCCAAGGACAAAGAGAUCUUCUUCCUCCACGAGAAGCUCUGCCAAUCAGAGGAAUCCAUCCAUAAACUCAACCAAACCAUUAAAGAAAAAGACUCUCUGAUUGGACAGUUACAACACAGAUGUCAACUACUGGACAACAUUUGCAAAAGCCGUCCGCUACUAGACAGCAUGCUGGCCCAGAUGGCUGAAGCAGAGAGGAUGGGGCCGGUCAGUGACUUGGGGAAGCCCACCACCAACAGCUCGCUCACCGACGGAGAGUCCAACUGCAGCCCCAGCUGCCUCUCCAACCACAAAGAUUUCUCACUCAGCGAGGACGACUCUGACGAUCAGGAAUUAGAUGGGGUUGUGUUCGGGACCACUGUAUGAGAGUCUCAGUUCAACCGCUUCUCGUCUCAGGUUUAGAAAAGCCUGUGUGUUGUUUCGAUGGUUACAGUUGAUUCAGCGUCUGGUCAUCCUUUGAUAAAAUAUCCAUUGUGUCAUAAUACAGGUUGCUGAAGUGUGAAUGGGAAAUGGAAAGGGAUUCUAGUGUGGAGUCUCUGGUCGGUUCUGACUGAAUCUAUGUGCAAAAUCAUGCAAGUAUGCCUCAUAUCUUCUAAAUUUGCCCCUAAGACUACUUCAGUUCUCAUAAGUGAAUCAAACUGCAUGUUUUGGGUGUCUCCUUCGUCUGUUACACCAUUACAGGGCUGGGUCCGACAUCGCAUACUUCCAUACUAUAUAGUACACUAAAACAGUAUGCGUGCCGAGUAGUAUGUCUGAAUUCAUAGAAUUCGAAAAACAGUAUACGAGAAGUAUCCAGAUGACUUAAUAUUUCCGACGAGAUUCUGAAGUGCGCAUCCUAUGCAUGCUAUGCUAUCAAUAGAAGUAAACGAUGCAACUGGCGUGGAAAGAUCACGUGAUCAAAAUGGCGGAUGUAGUAUGUCCAAGUUCCAUCAUACUGUAAAUUGGAGUAAAUUUUGAUUCAAAUGCAGUACCUACUGAAUAGUGAUUUCGGAUGCAGCCCAGGUCUUUCAGUCUCUGCUAAUGAGCUGAUGAUCUGAAUCGGGUGUGUUUGAUUACGGAGACAUGGAAAUUUGCAGAGUUGGUGGUCCUCUAGGAACAUGGUUGAGAAACACUGAAUAAAUGGUUCUUUUUUUUUUUAUUUUAGUUAAAAUUUUAAGGGUUAGUUAUUAAUUAUUCAUACUCUCCUCGCUCCAAUCCCCUGAGACCUUCAUUUUCGGAACUAGGGUUGUCACGAUAUUUGAAUUUGAUACCAAUCGGUACUGGAAUUUUAAAAACGUCCAUUUCCUGCAAACAUUUAAGCGAUGUGGAGCGCGUUUUUAAACAGCGCUGACUUGUCAUUGUGUUCACGUGCUCAACAGAAGUGACUGUGAUUGGCCGUGAAGGUCAUUGGUUCACCAAACUCACGGCUGUUUACUUAGUGUAAUGCUAGUGUUUACUUAGCAUUUUAAAGCCGCGAUUCAUCAGUGAUUGCUUGCAUGUCAGCUUAUAGACAAACCAGCUGAUCAACGUGAUUUUAAAACAUUCCAGUGUCCCUGUAUCUGUGUUUACACUCAGUAAACAGCGGUGAGUUCCGUGAAUGGCCAAUCACAGUCGUUUCUGUUGAGCAUUUGAAAACAAUG